Messenger RNA from Rhopalosiphum maidis (corn leaf aphid), 1562 nucleotides. RefSeq names its product pinin (gene Pnn). The record is from RefSeq and is a predicted model, not a curated record. The transcript has a single exon. Lineage: Eukaryota; Metazoa; Arthropoda; Insecta; Hemiptera; Aphididae. Bases 226 to 1305 code for a protein of 359 amino acids. Gene Ontology annotation, cellular component: catalytic step 2 spliceosome.
AGUUUCAUUAGUUUGUUUUCAUUUUGACUUGGUUAAGUCAUAUAUUUUCGGCAUAUUUUUGAGUAUAAGUAAUUAUCAAGAAAUUAUUUAUUUUUAUUGAAAUAUAUUUAAAUUGAGUGCCAUGCUGACUGAUUUCUAAAAAGUAACAGGUAUAUAGUAUUUAUUACAAUCAUAUUUGCAUUUCACAAAAAGGCAAUCCUAUUUACUUGUUUUGUUAAUAUUAUCAUGACUACUCUACUGGAUCGUUUGCAAGAACAUUUAGUAAAGAAACGACAAGGGUUGAAUGAUGUACAUGAAACGCUAAAAAAAAUUACUGGUCGUGAUACAUUUGACGAUCAUUUAAACCACGGUAAAUUUAACAAACGACCACAGGUAGGUGGAGACCAAAAACUACAAUUCAGAGAGUCAAUAAAGAAAGAUGUUAAGCGAUUACGAGAUAACAAUAAGCUUUCCUUUAAAAAUGAUAAUCAGAAUCGUAAGGUUUUUGUUAACCCUAAUGAAACAUCAAAAAUUUUUAAAAAUGGAAAUAAUUCGGGUAGAAUAUCAGCUAAGGAUCGUUUAGGGACAAUUGUUGCAGAUGAACACGAAAAACCAAUAAAGGAAGAAUUUGAUGAUGACGAAGAUAUGGAUGAUGAUUCUACGCCCAAAAAGACUCUUCAAUCGCAAGUCAUGUUGUCCUCUAAAAUUAUGAAAUCUCGUACUGAAGUAUUGGCUGCUCAACAAGGUGAUCAAGUGACUAAAGAACGAAAUCGUCGUAUGUUUGGAUCAUUAUUAGGUACUUUACAAAAGUUUAAAAAAGAAGAAACUCAGUUAAAAGAUAAAGAAGAGAAAAAAGCUAAAAUUGAAAGAAGAUUAGAAGAAGAAGCAUUGAAAGAGAAAGAAUCAUUAGUUCUUAGGAAACGAGAAUUAUUUAUGCAAAGAAAACAGCAACAGAGAGAUAUAAAAAAUAUAGAGAUUAAAAUGGGAUUGGUAAGAAAUUUUGAAAUAUUUGAACGCCAAAUAAAUUGCACAAUGAAUUUUAUUAAAACUGAAUUUGAUCCUUCGGUGUUUUACUUGCCUAAAAUACAUAACGAAAAGACUGAAAAAAAAUUAAGUAAAACGCGCUCAUAUUUGAGUAAUAUAUUAGGAAAGAAAAGGAAUAUGGUUGAAAGUCAAAUUGAGAAGUUAUUAAAACCUGAUGAUGAACAAAUGGAGUUUGAUGACAGAGUGGAAGAUGGAGAAGUAAGAGUAGCUGAUGAAGAAGAAGAUGCGGAUGUAGAUGUUUAUGAAAGGCAUCAAGAUAAUGAAACUUUUAACUAUGAUUAAAAGUAAUUUUUAAUGACAAGUACAAUGAACUCAAUAUUUUGUAUAUUUUAUUGUAAAUAUUGUUUUUGCACCUUCGACUUUGUUUUAAAUAAUUAAUACAAUCUUGAGUUGAGCUCAUUUAUUUGUAGACUAAACCUUUUUUAAAUACAUUUAUUUAUUUUGGUAUUUGAAUAUUUUAUAAAAAUAUGGAAAUUACAUGCCAUUUUAGUUUCUUGUGUUUAAAAUUAAUAUUAUGUAAUUUAUCAUAAGUGUUAGUU